CUGGGUGAAUUAGAACCCUGCAAAACAAAACCAAUUUUAUUUAGUCGUAAAUUGAAUCCAGCCCAUCAUUUCCCAUUUUAUUAUUUGAUUUGUGCUUGUAGUUACCAGUUAUGGAAGUUGAUCGGGUUUUUGUGUUACGAUAAAACCAUAACGCCGUUAGAAGAUCUUUUCUUCCGCUUGAUUCAGGUUGAAACUGCCUGGCGCGUGGGUCCAAGCUUAUCAGUUUUGAACUUCUUAAUCUGUUGCCGUCUUUGCGCACACGAAAAGCUGUCGCGUUCUGAAUGUGGUCUGGAACGAGUCUGUGUUGUCACCAGAAUAACGCACAUGCUAAGAUUUCCAGACUACAACCCAUUGAUCCAUGAGUUCUAGAAGACCGGCAGCUGGUUGGCGCCGAGGAUCUGGAACAAGCCGAAGCAGGAACUCGUACGCGUAUCAAGACGAAGAAUAUGAAGGACCUGGAGGUCGCAGAACGCCGUCGGGGCGGCCGGGGGCUGUCGCGGCUUCCGCAGUUCGGGGUGUGGUGUAUGAGCACGACGAGGAAGAGUCUGCAUACAGCAGCCGCAGAUCAAAAGGUUUUGACAGACCUGCUCGUUCAAGUAUCCGCGGCAGUCGUGCUGCUGCCCGGGCUGCGCGCAGUGUUCGGGAGCCGUUUUUUGCUUCCGCUGGCGAGCGUCGCACCGCAGUGUCCACCGACGGAAUUGGUAGUUCCUUAGUGCGGCACAUCGCUGUUUAUGAUCGAGAAGCGGCAGCAUGGCUUCGUACAGAAGAAGGAUUAUCGGUACACAUUAACAGAAUCAUUCGUGCUGUGGAGAGUUUGGAGGAGCGUUUACGCACCGAAAGCUACAAUGGAUAUUCGGGCAAUGUAUGGGAGGCGGAUGAUCCCAUAAGUAACGCUGUUAAGGAAAAAUAUCAGGAACUCCAAUCCCGCUUGAUGGAAUUAUUAAAAAUUUUGGAAAAGCCUUCAGUUGCGGUCGUUGAGGAAAUGUCGGACGGAUUUUAUUUACUCCUCAGCGUCAUGCAUGUACUGCUCUUGAACAGAGAGGUCCCAGAAUUUUGCGAAGAAACAGUUGCCAAUAUUAUGGCGGCGGGUGCUUUAAUUGGAAUGAAUCAUGGCGAUUCACACAUGGUUUUGACAUGUACAACUGACCAUUUACGGGAUUCUGAGACAGAUUCGGUUUUGCUGGCAUUUCAGUACGUCUUGUACAAGGUUAUCGACGGUGACACAGAUGGAACGAAGUUGUUUGGCACGGCUCAUAAAGUUUUGGACGCUCAGAUGGACAUUCUGGAGACAAGAGACGAUGAAAAUAUUGCUGUUUCCGCUUUGAAUAUUAUCGGGGCCAUUUGUGUGCGCCAUCCACAAGCCUUUAAGACGCGAUUUUGGGAUAUUAUGGAUUUAUUUUUCGGAUGGUACGUGGAUGCGAUGCCUACUGACCGCGUUUUUGAAGCUUGUGUCUUGGCUUUUGGACUGUUCAAGGAGAAGUUCAAGCAGGAAAUUGAUUGGGCUUUCAGCAUGGCCAAACAGUUUACUGUGGACAUGGAAGAUGCGGUUGUUUCUUACCAAAAUGCCGGAAAGGAUAAAACAGGCGCAACUCACCACCAAGCGGCUUUCUUGGCUUUGUUUCAACUUUUCGCUCUGGUACAUCACGCCGUGGCAGAGAGAAUCCGGGGAUCAGCUCGUAUUCCUGUGGAAAUCGAAACGCGACAAGCUGUCAAAGCUAAUAUGACCAGCAUUUUCAAGGCUUUUAAUCAGAUUCUACAGGCUUCAAAUCCGGGAUUUGCUAAACUGGCAGAACGCGUAAAUCGCACUUUGAUUGUGGUGAUUACGGCGCUAGGAAGUGAGUGCACGACAAUCAGCAGCUCCCUCAUUUUGUAUGCCCGGAUGCUACAAACAUCAACAUUUCGUCUUCAUUCUGCUUUGAAGAUGCACGAGCCCUUGAUCGAUUCACUGUUCAGAUUAGUGGCAACGAUUAUUCGCUCCAUUGGCGAACAUUUUCCACGGGAAGCAGCAAAAGAUCUUUUGGGUCCAGAUUCGCUGCUGUUUGCUGCUGCACGAUAUCAGAUUUUUGUUCCAUCUUUACGAAGCGUGGUUGAAGCACUGAUAACAUACGCAGCCGCUCCUGUGAAAGAUUUCGUUCUGCGAUCUUUUGCUGCCGACUACCGCCGCACCAUGAUGAUUCUUGUGGAAAUUCACAAAGACCCAAACAGGAUGGCCAGAUUAAGGGCACCCAUCAAUGCAUUGACAUCAUUUCGAAAACCAGCCAGCGAUAAGUUAUUUGAACAAGAUCGCAGUGUUUCUCCAACGGAUCCAUUAGCAAAAAUGAAGAGCUUAUGCGGAGAAAACAAGGUUCUUCUCCCUGACGGGAUGGAAGAUGACGCUCCUCCAACGGAUAUUCCGGGCGUAACCAACAUGGAAACAAGUGGACAAAUUUAUCGGGAGCGCGCAAUGGUGCACUUGUUCCUAACUCAGUUAUGUUUAGUUUUGGACCAACCGAUUGAUCAGGAAUUUGUUGAUGGAUGUUACGCGGUUCUAAUGAACGAUAUGGACGAUAGUUGGAUUGAAAGCUUUCCUGAAGUACUGAUUGGACAUAUCCAUGUCGCCAAAGCGUUGUGGCAGAAAAAAUGUGCAUCUCUGGUCGUUAAGGAAUUGAUGAAAACCUCCCAUACCCUGGUCAGCGUGUCGGCAGCGGAUAAAGAAUUUAUUCGUGCUACUUUGCGUUUCUUGGACGGAAUUAUGGCAGGUGAUCAAGCGGAUAUCGUUUUGCCAAUUAUAAUGGAAUGGACGAACGAUGCGUUGCGAACGCUUGUUGCCUUUAAUGCUCCACUGAAAAGUUUGGAAAUCGAAGUGGAGUACAUCAAACUUGUUCACCAUUUUAUGCGUUUAAGCUGGGGUCCGUCUCCUCAUGAUAAGACUGCCGCAAAGUUUCUUUCGGAUCUGUUCAUAACUCACUGGGAGGUUCUGAAGUCUGUAAUUCCUGACAGCAUGCUGGAAAAGAUGUUCUUCAUUUGUCAGCUGUCGUCAGUAGAAAUGGCCAGUGUUGGAGAAACAAUUCUCCAAAAUUCAUCGUUACAGAAUGUUUUACGGUGCACAUAUUUUCCUGCUGCUGAAAAAUCCUCUGAAGAGAUAUUUCCGUCACGAAGUGAUGUGAAUAAGUGGAAAAGUGUGAUUUUUCAAAAUACCAGUGUGGGAAACGCUGAUCCAGUUCUUAUUCGUGCACUCAUGGAAUUAUUUAUGGGAUUGCGAUUCGGAAAGCGAAUGCAUUCGGAAAUACGCCAGUUAAUCCCCGAUACAUGGGAAGCCACUCUGUCGGAGGCGGUUGCACACAGCGAAGAUUUGGGGUAUUAUUACGUAAUAAACCAAAUUGCAAACAGUAUAUGUCAUCAGAAAAUGCCGGGAAUCUUGUCCUCACUUGAUAAUGCCCUGAACUUCUUAUCAGUUCUGGCACAAGUGUAUGCGCCAAUAAUUUUGGAUCACAAUAAUUUUGUGCACAAAUCGCUUUUGGAGCUGUAUAUCGGAAUGAAAGACGUGGGACUCGAUGUCGUGGAUGAAUGGGAUGAGCUCAAACGAAAUGCUGUAGAAAAGGCAGAAGAUGGCAAUGAAAUCGACGUGCCCGUUCUUAAUACUCAAAAGGCAGCAGAAAAGCGGCGAAUUUAUUCGAAGCUUGGCGGAAUAACUGCUAAUGAUGUGACCGCUCCGAAAUUAUCGUGGUUGGACACACAAAUUCAGCUGUACAACAUUCUGCAGUUUGCGGAGGGUGUGGAAAAGAGCUUGGAACGGAUGCUGUAUGGCUCUGCACUUUUUGCCAGUGCUCUGAAUGAUGCAGACUGGACGAUACACAUGAAGCUUGUCAAGGAACUGUAUUCGUCAGAGAAGCACCUUGAACAGCAUCAGACGACUUUAAAGACAUUGCGAAACCAUAUGCUACGGAUUUCCAUGAUUACUGAGGACGACUAUUUGGUUGCUCGGUUAGGAUAUCCAGUUUUGGUUGCAUGCAUGCAGGAUGGAAUCGUCUCCGGGAUUGAUGUGGAGAAACUGGCGGUCACGCUCUUGUGGAGUUUAUUGCGUUUGCAAAGCACGUAUCUGGUGCGAAAUCUGAGUGCCUUGAAUGAAAUGAGUGAAGUGGAAACUGGAGUGUCCCAGAAAUGCUUUGAUAUAGCCAAAUGCAUGGUAGAUCAAAGGUAUGAUCAUGCUCUCGCGGAGACUAACGGAAAAGCGGUUGAUGGAUUAACGGAUGACGCGUUUAUUGAUUUGGAUUACUUGGAAAGCGAACUUCGAGCCGAAUGUUUCGCAAAAUUGAACAACUGGAAAGGCCUUUCAAACCUUGUGGAUGAGUGUGAUAGCAUUGGUCCUCGAACCGAGCAGUGGAAUUUGUUGUCCUCGUUAAAUAGUCCAGAAUCAUCUUUUACAGAAGAGACAUUUAGCAACACCCUGGAGCAUAUCAGACAGCUUUUAAACGGAGAUAAGCUGUCCAGACUGAAUGGAUCGGAAAUGGCUGCAUAUCUCGUUAGAUCGGAGAUACAAACCGAUGUCACACAGGAGGCGCUUGACAGUUUGCGAGAUUUGCAAAAAUUGGAAAUGAUUCGGGGAAUUCCAAAAAUUUGUUCGCGAACUUCGAUUCUUUUACAUGCACUGGAAAGAACGAAAAUGGUUUACGGGGCUGACGAUUUGGUUUCCAAAUUUCCCCUGGCAUCGAAUCCUCCAUUGGACAUCAGAGGUCUGGAUAUAUCCACUCAGCAUACCGCUUGCCGUUGGCUGUGUGGCAGUCACCGGUUCGUUAAAAACUCCAUGGAGAUUGAAGCAUGUUGGGAUCCGGAAUUAUUUCUCUCUGUGGUUAAAUUUGGUCGGAAAACGGAAAACUCAUCGUUGGUAUAUGGAUAUUUGAAAGACUACUUUGGCACCAGUACCAUUUCCGACGACGAAGACUCUUCCAGUGACAGCACACUCGACAAAUUUGAAAUGCUGAGUGUUACGUUAGCGAAACUACUUCUGAAAGCAUCGGAGACAACCUCAAGCUUUCGGGACCUUAAUCUCGUUCGAGAAGGCGUAAAGUUUCUGGUGGACUGCGGAGAAUUCGGUGCUCGUAGCAGAGGAGUGGAUGUGGCGCAGCACAUCUGUCUGAGCGCUUUUCGCAUCACCCAGGAGGCACCCGAUACGGCGGGCCAUUGUUUGGUAGAAGUUGCGAAGACUUUACAGGGCAUUGGCGAUCUUCAUCGCUCCGCCAUCGGAUUUGCCGAAGAUGAGGCGUACAGAGUGCAGAAAUCAGUGGGAGAUGCAACGGCAAUUAUUCGCUUUCAUAUGGAUGCGAUGUACACUGACGCCGGUUUUGCCCCGGGAAUGUUCGUCGAAAACCCAUCAUUCAGCGGAUUCAUGACUCCCAGUGAAAUUACUUCCGGUCUCUUGGCCGAAUUGGCGUACAUGGCCCAUUGUAUGGAAGGAAUGUAUACAAAGCCGGCCAUUCUCUUCGGAAAUUGGUGUUAUCAGCAAGCUUACAGAAUGCUCACCUCGCUGUCAAAAAUGCUUCCCGAAGACAUUGUUACCUCUCUUAAUGCUUCAUUGCCAGAUGUGGACUUGUCGCACUUGAGCCCCGGCAUCAUUUCCCACAUUGUGCAGCGCUAUAUGGACAAUCUCCCCUUGAGAGUUGGUCGUCAGACUAUCAGGGCUGUGGUAGACAUUUUGAAGGAAGUCCAGGAAUCCGUUGAAGUAAUGGCUGAACGGGUGGCUGCUGAUGAGGGAGUGCCUCUGGACGGAGUUUCAGCGGUUUAUUACUGUCGGCAUCAUUUUACCGAAGUGGUGGAGUUUUUUGUCCAGGCAACACAUGUGUAUUUUGUGUAUUUACGAAGACCCAAAGGCAGCGAUUAUGCAGCCGUUGUUAUAAAUCGUUUAAUGGAGAUGUUGACAGCAUUUCCUGAUACUCUGCACAGCAUCUGGAUGGAAGAACUACCCAAGCACGAUGUUGUAAUAUGGAAAGAAUUUGGGCCGCAGCUUUUGGGACGACUGCACCAUCCGAAUCAUUUGGUGGGACAGUGUAUGAUGGCACUGAUUUCAGCCCUGGUGGCACGUUUUCCGAAUGAUAUGUUGUAUUCCUUGACGGUUGGACGCAUGAUGGCCUUUGACGAGAAUAUUGGUGGUGGAGCGUGUGUGCCUGGUUUAAAUGCAGAGCAAAUUGAAAGCCUGCAAAGGCAUUACGGCGCUCUCACAGAUGGUGCGAAAGAUGUCUUAGGUAACCUGGUGGAAGGCGGGACUGUGUUUGCGACCGAAAUACAACGUAUUAGCUUGUUGUCCGAAGAACGUUGGAUGCACUUCCUGCUUUCUCAACAGACAACUAUAAAAAAACAAAUAAGAACAGCUAUAAAAGAAGCGCUAGCAUUCAGCAACGGUACCCGUGAUGAAAGCAUACAGGAAGAUGAUUCCAUUACCGAAGAUGUUCGAACUCCGUAUUCCGAUAUGGAUUUAAACUUCGACCAGAAAUCCAGUAGCGUGUUCUCUGACGAAUUUGCGGCUGUUAAUCCUUUUUGCGAUCUGAACGAACUGCGGAAAGAAAACGCUGAGUUGGUUAUUCAGUCACGCGAAGGCACGCCGGACGAGAAUGAGAAUCAACGGGAGGACAUCGAAGAAGAAUGGAAAAAGCCAGGGAAGCACUACAUUCGGUUUCAGACAUAUGCCAGUCAGAGCUGGAAAACUGCUUUUCGGCUACCACUUUAUCAAAAAUCUAUUGAGGCGAUAUACCAGCAACUCGUGUCACUACUGGAGCUCUCCAUUGGGGAAGCAGUAACUCCUGCAGAAGCGGAAUUCGUCGGCGUAUUUCGAAAUCGGCUCAGUGAAGCGAUCCAACUGCUGUACAACCCUCCCGCUCGAGUGGAAUUCGACGAGGACUUUAUUUGGGCUCCUUUCGGAGAAAUUCUAACGAUGCUGGAAGAGCGACAUUCUGGAAAACGACGAGGAAGUCUAGCUGUUAACCAUAUUACCGUGCUUCCCGGUGUGCUUUCCCGCUGGACCAGCCUACCGAUUCCGGGAUUGGAGAGCAGUCUUGGCAAUGUGGUUACUAUUGCCGCUGUGGAAGCGUAUGUGGAUAUUUUACCAACGAAAACCAAACCCAAAAAAUUAGUAUUCCGGGGAAAUAAUGGAAAACGAUAUGCAUUCCUGUGUAAAGGUUUGGAAGAUCUGUCACAGGAUGCCAGGAUCAUGCAGUUCUUGAACGUAUCGGAUGCUUUUUUAAGACGCAGUUUGAAAGCCGAAAAAAGUGUUCCGCGCGUACGAACUUAUUCAGUAAUUCCGUUUGGUCCGCGAGCGGGUUUGAUUCAGUGGGUGGGAGAGUCUACGUCGCUGCUGACAUUAUAUCGAAGCCAUUUAGAGCGCGAAUCGUUCUUGGGACGCCAGAUCUUUGCUGUCAACGAAGACAAUUUCGUGGAUGUGCCGGUUUACGGGCAAAUCAAAACAAAGAACGAUGCCGCACAGCAAAACUUGACCUUCAGAGUUGCUGAAGAAGAACUGCAGGAUCUGUACGAAAACAUCCAAGAUAUGAAAGCGGAUGCAACAUUGUCCGAAGACCGUAAAUCCAGUGCGCGCUCGGAUAAAGUGGAAGAUAAUACGGAUUUUUUCGACAAGUGGGUUGAUUCGGAAGAUGAAUUUUCGCCUUUGGAAUUUACGGAAGCAUACUAUGACACGGUAGUGCGCAAAACAAAAAAAGAUUUGGAGAAACUGCAGCAAGGAGGCGAUGAUGUUUCUGUUCGUGUACACCCAAAUUUGCACGAAUUGUACAUGUCAUACUUGGUGAAAAGCUUGCGGAAAGAUAGUUCGAUUGCUUGGGAUAAGUUUCGUUUGCACGAGCAGAAUCGGACCAAAAAUAUCGAUAUUGUACAUCUGCGAAAUGCACUGGAAAGUCUUAUGAGAAUAACCCCUUCCGAUUUGCUUGCACGGGAAAUUUGGUUGGCAUGCUCGUCUUCCGAAGAGCACUGGCGCGUAAGCCGUUCCUUUGCGCAGAGUCUAGCGAUGACGUCAAUCCUGGGCUACAUCAUUGGGUUAGGAGACCGGCAUCCCGAUAACGUUCUGUUUGAUUUCCAUACGGGUGAGGUUAUUCACGUGGAUUAUAAUGUCUCCUUUGAGAAAGGACUGCGCCUGAGUGUGCCCGAGCGUGUCCCUUACCGACUGACACCAAAUCUGGUCACAGCCCUCGGUCACGAAAGGAUUACCGGAACGUUUCGGGAUUUUGCUCUGAAGACUCUGGAGACACUGCGAAAAAACCAGUCGGUGUUAUCGCUUCUUGUCUCCAGUUAUGUCACCGAUCCAUUGAUUGACUGGACGACAGAUAAAAACGAAGCGCUUGGCGUAGGACCAGUCAAACGACGGUCCAACUCUGACGAUAGCGAAACAGAUGAAAAAGCCGAACUGUUCAGUUUGAAAGUAUGGACUCGUAUCCGCGAGAAAUUGCUGGGUUUAGAUGGCAUCGAUGGUAACCGGUUGGACGUUUCGAGCCAGGUCGAUCGCACCAUUACAUUGGCGACAGAUCCAAAUAAUUUGGCUCGGAUGUUCGAAGGCUGGGUGGCAUGGGUGUAGAAAAGCCGACGAAACAAAUACUUACGUCAUCAGACAGCUUUCUGGCUGUGUGGAUCUGUGCUUGGGUCGACUGGGCGCCGGCGCGCACUUCUUUUUCCUGUCGCUCUGACAGCGAAGACGUCGGAUAGAGUAGUCCUGUUGGUUCGGGCCAUGGAAUGGACAAUGAUACAACAAACUCCGGUCCGCAACAACUAUUCGAGUCGCGUUUCAAAUGAAGCCAGUCGUGCCCGGCACACGUUGUCUGUUUAACUGCACCGUCAGUCAUCGUUCGUUUGCACUGUUCGAUUUGUUCUGGUGUUUUGGUGGUGGUACUUUGGGGGCAGCACCCCCCGGUCCAGGAAGGGCCGGUGUGGUCUGUCGCUGUUGGUGUUAUCCUCUAACCAGAGCUGGAUGAUUAUUUCAUUUGGAAUGAUGGUUUCGCUUUUAUUAGGCAUGGUCAUCUUGUGCUUGUGUUCUUGUGCUUUUCUGUCGUCUGUUAUUUGUACAGAUUAAUUAGCGGUUAAAUAUUAUUUAUCUCAGCUUGAUGUAGUUUCGUUUUCACGUGCUUGACCUUGAUAAGGUAUUACUAAUGAUGUACGGUAGCUGAGCAUGGGUUAGAUUAAAAUUAAAAGUAUCGA
This is a messenger RNA of Paramacrobiotus metropolitanus, 9168 nucleotides long. RefSeq lists its product as uncharacterized. Gene Ontology annotation, molecular function: kinase activity; protein binding. Gene Ontology annotation, cellular component: nucleus. The record is from RefSeq and is a predicted model, not a curated record. NCBI's taxonomy places the organism in Eukaryota, Metazoa, Tardigrada, Eutardigrada, Parachela, Macrobiotidae.